Brassica rapa (field mustard) is the source of this 1569-nucleotide messenger RNA. RefSeq names its product branched-chain-amino-acid aminotransferase 2, chloroplastic-like. Gene Ontology annotation, molecular function: branched-chain-amino-acid:2-oxoglutarate transaminase activity. Gene Ontology annotation, biological process: branched-chain amino acid metabolic process. The record is from RefSeq and is a predicted model, not a curated record. Lineage: Eukaryota; Viridiplantae; Streptophyta; Magnoliopsida; Brassicales; Brassicaceae.
CUAUCUACCUGAUGAGAUCUAGACGUGUCUUUCUCGAACAAGAAUUUUAAAAAACAAAACAAAAUAAAACUAUUUGCCAAGAAAAAAGCAGACACUUCGCAAUCACUUACGUGUUGGAUACUUAAUUUGACACACUGUGCGCUUAGUGUCCUCUUCAACCUUUUCUUUUUCCUUCAAGAAAUUUCUCGUUUCUUUUGUUUUGUUUUUGUCAAAAUCAAAUAGGAUCUUCUUCCACAACCAAAAACAAAGGCUCUGUGAAGAUGAUCAAAACAAUCUCAUCUAUACGCAAAAGUCUGCUGGCUCUACCUAUUCAUGUACAUAUUCGUAAGCUACAAACUUUCUCUAAGUACAACGCACAAGCUGCCUCAGCCUUAGAGGAGCGUAAAAAACUUUUUUAUCAAGAUGAUGAGUAUGCGGAUAUGGAUUGGGACAAUCUCGGGUUUGCUCUCACUCCAGCUGAUUACAUGUACGUCAUGAAAUGCUCAAAAGACGGUGAGUUCACCAAAGGGGAACUUAGUCGUUUUGGAAAUAUUCAGCUAAGUCCUUCUGCUGGAGUCUUGAACUAUGGACAGGCGAUUUAUGAAGGUACAAAAGCAUACAGGAAAGAAAACGGGAAGGUUCUUCUCUUUCGCCCGGAUCACAACGCUGUCCGGAUGCAGCAUGGAGCUGAACGUAUGCUCAUGCCUUCUCCUUCGGUUGAUCAGUUCGUUGAUGCUGUUAAACAAACUGCUUUGGCAAACAAACGUUGGAGGUUUCUUUUGAGAUCGGAGUGGUGUGUACUUGGUCAGGUUCCUCCUUCAGGUAAAGGGUCUUUGUACAUUAGACCUCUAUUGAUGGGAACUGGUCCAGUUCUUGGUUUAGGACCUGCACCUGAAUAUACAUUCAUUGUCUAUGCAUCUCCAGUUGGUAACUACUUCAAGGAAGGUGUUGCUGCUCUUGACCUCUAUGUAGAAGAAGAAUAUGCUCGUGCAGCUCCUGGUGGAUCUGGAGGCGUCAAGAGCAUCACAAACUAUGCCCCGGUUUUGAAAGCACUGAGUAGAGCCAAGAGUCUUGGGUUUUCAGACGUUCUUUACCUUGACUCUGUCAAGAAGAAGUAUCUUGAGGAAGCUUCUGCUUGCAACGUCUUUGUUGUUAAGGGUCGGAUAAUCUCAACUCCUGCAACUAAUGGAACAAUUCUUGAGGGGAUUACUAGGAAGAGUGUUAUGGAGAUCGCAGGUGAUCAAGGUUAUCAGGUAGUAGAGAAGGCAGUUCAUGUGGAUGAAGUAAUGGAUGCAGAUGAAGUUUUCUGCACAGGAACUGCUGUAGGAGUUGCUCCUGUAGGCACUAUAACAUAUCAGGACAAACGAGUAGAGUAUGAAACUGGGGAUGAAUCUGUCUGCCAGAAACUGCGUUCGGUCCUUGUCGGUAUCCAGACAGGAUUGGUUGAAGAUACCAAGGGAUGGGUCACAUGUAUCAACUAAGAAACUACGCUGCAUUUUAUUAAAGCUGUGUAUAUACAACAGUGAAGAAUAAUUAUGUAGAUAUAGUUUAUAUUAUUAAUGUGACAGAAACAGAAAGCUCUUCUGCUCA